UUCCCCGCGGCUGUCUGUGAUGCAUGAACCACCAUCAUGAUAUGAUAUUUAGAGCGCAGAGCCACCGAAUACCAAAAAGGCUUGAUAAAAAAAGAGACUGCCAUUUCCUCCGAAUCCAAGUCUCUCCUGCUUUCAAGUUUCAACUUUAUUUCUCUCUCUCUCUCUCUCUCUCUCUCUCUCCGUCAAAUAUCGUCUUGUGCCCUAAUCUUUUUCCCGAUAAUAUCUGUUCUGGUCAAUCGAUCUUCUCCAAUCACGCCAUGGCAAAUGCAGCAUCUGGGAUGGCUGUGCAUGAUGAUUGCAAGCUUAAAUUUUUGGAGUUGAAGGCAAAAAGAACUUACCGAUUCAUAGUUUUCAAGAUUGAGGAGAAGCAGAAGCAGGUGGUUGUGGAAAAAGUUGGCGAGCCAGCUAAUAGCUACGAGGACUUCACUGCAAGUCUUCCUGCUGACGAGUGUCGGUAUGCCGUAUAUGAUUAUGACUUUGUGACACAGGAGAAUGUCCAAAAGAGCAGGAUUUUCUUCAUUGCGUGGUCACCUGAUACAUCACGGGUGAGAAGCAAGAUGAUUUAUGCAAGUUCCAAGGACAGAUUUAAGAGGGAACUAGAUGGUAUUCAAGUAGAGCUGCAAGCUACGGACCCAACUGAGAUCGGCCUCGAUGUCAUCAAAAGCCGUGCAGAUAAAUAAUUAAUUCUCCAGUCUGGCAAUGGAUCUUUGACUCUUUGCUCUAGUGAAGAGAAAUGUUAAUAGUUGUGGGAUAGUGAAACCUGGUUGGGAUAUGGCAUUGGUUUGUCAUUCAAUGUUUUAACAUAUAAUAUUCUCCUCUCCAAAAACUAGUGAUUUUGGGCUUGUGAUUUCAUUUUGUGUGGAACUUAAGAUUACCAUUUUCAAGCCAUUGUGUAUCAUUAUCUGGGGCCGGAUAAUACUUUUCUGUCUUUGCAAUGGAUGAUGUAUUGCCCUUUUUCGUGAA
This is a messenger RNA of Diospyros lotus (date-plum), 963 nucleotides long. RefSeq names its product actin-depolymerizing factor 2-like. The coding region runs from base 24 to 680 and encodes 218 amino acids. Gene Ontology annotation, molecular function: actin filament binding. Gene Ontology annotation, biological process: actin filament depolymerization. Gene Ontology annotation, cellular component: actin cytoskeleton; cytoplasm. The record is from RefSeq and is a predicted model, not a curated record. NCBI's taxonomy places the organism in Eukaryota, Viridiplantae, Streptophyta, Magnoliopsida, Ericales, Ebenaceae. The transcript has 3 exons.